UAUAAGGAAAGUAAAGAACAGCUUUCUGCUUAUAUAAAAAACAGCUUUCUCCUCUGUAACAUUAAUUUCAUUCUGAGUUCAGCUAGCAUUUAUUUCUUAGUUUAUAUAAAAAGAAGAGUAAACUAACAUUUUAGCCCUAACGUUUGGACCGGCCAUCAAUUUCGUCCUCAGCGUUUCAUGGCCAUCAAAUACACCCGGGACGUUGGCCUUCUCUCCAUCAAUUUGGCCCUUCCGUCAAAUUACCGUUAACUGUGCUAAUUAAAUGCUAAUAAAAAAUUAGAGGUACAACUCUCUUUUGUAAAUUUGAAAAAAAACGCCAAGGAGGGAGGAGGCUUGGCCGCUACCUCGAGAGGAGGACCAAAUUCAUCAUCUUCGGUGCAAGGAGCCAAACAGACAGACCCCUCCAUCUCCUCCUCCUUCCCCUCCUCAAGUUGCUGCUACCCCUCAAAAGCAUUUUCCGAUCAGCAGGCCACCGAGACCACCCCAGCUCAGCUUCUCAUCCCUCCACUGCCCGUGGCAAGGACGAUACGAACCCGCAAGCUUCCCUGAGCUCAGACCCCGAUGCGGCCUUCCUUCCUUACCGCUCCGAUGACUUCCUCCAUUUUGAGAUGCGGCACUGUCUCUCCUCUAGCCCUUUGAGCACAGCUCCACUAGGAACCUCUGUCGAGCACCUUCACUUCAACUUCCUCUACUGAAACCUCCAAGCUCCCGACAUUACACGAACAAAAUUGGAUUCCGGAUUCCCUUCCUUCCCCAAUUCAGAAGAUCAACCAUAAUUUCCCAAAUUCCCCAAAAUCGAACAAACCAAUUGAUUCUGGGUGGAGGAAUUUAGCAAGAUUGAUCCCGGAUUCCCCCGGCGCCGUUUGUUGGUGGGGCGCCACUAAGAUAUAGAUCUGAUCUGUCUCGACCGUUUCUCGAUGGGUAUACAGGCAGGGGCGGCGCUGAGUUGCGUGGAGGAGAAAAGCAGCGCUAGGGUUUCGGGCAUGAGGAGGGAGUCGGGUGAAGGAGGAGACAUCCGGACCGGAACCGAACCAAUUCGGGGUGGGAGCUUUCGGGUUUCACGAGCCGGGUUGAAUGAUCGGGUUUGGGUCCGGAUGUCUCCUUCUUCACCCGACUUCCUCCCCAUGCUCAAAACCCUGAUGUGGCAUGUCUGCAUUAGCCUCCCUUGCAUCCUUGUCGAUGUUCAUCCUUACGUGCCAUUGUCGGGGUUGAUCUCCAAAGUCUUCUUUCUCGACUUGUGUGAGCUCAUGCUGUUGUUUUGUCUGCUGGUUUGUUUCCAAGAAUUGGCAAUGGCGCGUGUGAAGUUGGGUUCCAAAACAGAUGCAUUCCAACGGCAAGGCCAAACUUGCUGGUGGGCUACUAAAACUUUCAGGAGGAAUUCCUUUAUCUGUAGAAUUGUUUGCAUGCAGUCACCAAUUCAACCCUUGCGGCUGCUUGUUCCCUCCAAUUACCCGAACUGCUCUCCAGUACUCCUCGACGAUUUUCAUGUUGAAGUAAGCAAAGAGUAUGAAGAUCUCUCGGCGAAGGCAAAGUCCAGGUUUAUCAUCUCCCUCCGCAGGCUCUCACAGCCCAUGUCCCUCGAGGACAUAGCAAGGACAUGGGACAAUUGUUCCUGAGCGGUCAUUCUCGAGUAUGCAGAUCAGAGUGAUGGAGGCAGCUUCAGCUCCAAGUACAGGACAUGGGAGAAUAUCCAAACUGCCACGUCAUUAUCCUCCUUCCUUUUGCGAGGGGAGCAUUCCCGCGAGGUGUGCACCAGAAUGUUGAAAAUUGCUCAUGUUGUGAGCCCGGUGGGCGUCGGUUUUUCCGGAUAGAUUCUUUUCAUGUGAGGAGGUAUAGAAAUUCUUGUAGAUGUAUAUCUUGAACAGUAUUAAGAUAUGAAAUCCGGCUACAUUUUCCCGGCUUUGUGUACUUUUUGUACAUUCGUGGGGGGACAGUUUUCUGCUUCUAUUUAUGCCCAUCCUCGACCACUUUCAUAGGUUCUUGUUGUCGAGGAAUUUGACCUGGUCGCUGAGACCAAGGUUUGCCAUAAGGACAGCCACAGUGGGUUGAGGAACUCCCAGCCUCACCGGAGCUGCUGGUGCACUCUCCCCACGAGCAGUGAACUGCUGCGAAGGUCAGCAUCUACACCCAUAACUCGGAGUUGGGCAACAUCGUCGGGCGGAAGGCUUGAAGGUACGCCAUAUAAUCGGACAGGGUCUUGCUGAUUAUAAGAUAUGGGUGGUUGCUCUUUCUGAGACUGGACAUGCAGUGGUAGCAAACGUUUGGCGAGGUUCCAGGCAAGGAGACGAAGGUCGAAAUCCACUCCUCCGGUGUAACAUUGUCAACUUUCGAGGCAGUCCUUCUGGAGCAUGUAAUCGCCUCUCUCUGCUAAUAAAUUAUCAGGGCAUGGCGAUCGUGUUCUUGUUCUCUUGACUGGGCUCUCGUCCUUGAGCUGCUCAAAUAUGAACCUGUGAGUUACAUCUGCAGAACUGUGUAGACAAUGAAGUAUCCGCCCGAUGUGUUUAUAGAGAUAGCAAGUAGAUCAGACGGAGAAUGAUUCCCCACUUAGUUUAGAUGAAGGUCGCCGUUGUGUACAGCAUAUUGCAGAUGAACCCAAGCUCAACCUCCGCCAGUUCGAAGACUGAGUUCUUAAACACCAUGAUCUCGUGGAGGCGCUUUCAAGGUUGAUCUCCUUACCUCAGGCCGCUCCACCCUCAAGAAGUUCUUCUCGUCAAAUAUGCCAUUGAGCUUCGUGGAUUUGGGAAUUCAUAUCCCUUCUCCGUACUUGAUCAUCCUGAGGAUGAGCAUGAGGAGGGACAGUUGCUGAGGAGCUCACUGCUCCAGUCCCUGAUGAGGAUGUACAUGGAGGCUCCUCCCUGGGCGGCGAUGCAGGGAGAGUUCCUCGGCCAGAGGCUGCUGUCCUCUGAGGAGUAAGCAGUGAUUGAGUUGGGGCCACCGAGGUGCCAGAGCCGGUAUGCUACCCAGAGGACUGCCAACCUGUUGACAGAGCACUCACCUUUGUCGCUGCAGCUGUCACUGUGCAUCCUUAAGAGGAUACCUAUGGAGAGCAUCGCUACUGACUCCAAGGACAAGAAUGCCAACCAUUCCAGGGCCUGUCCAGGUUGAUGAGGUGAACUUCCUGCAGGAACCGAAGAUCGUGACGGUAUCUGGAUCAAAACACUGAGCAGGAUCACUGCCCCGGCUAGAUCUCCUAAUCGUUCCUGAGCUACACGUCUCCAACAGAGUCACUGGGCUCGCAACUGAAGUAAUGAGGGAUAAAAAUUAUGGUUCUUUUGUCCUAAUGUUGCAGCAAUUACGUACCAAUUAUGUUUGAAUAGACUAAGCUUGUCUUCGGUCAACGUUAAUUAUUUUCUGUACAAUGGAUGAGACAAGAAUAGAGAAUGUCGUGAUACAAGUCACAUGUUCUUCUUUGGU
Molecule: messenger RNA, 3414 nt
Organism: Punica granatum (pomegranate)
Lineage: Eukaryota; Viridiplantae; Streptophyta; Magnoliopsida; Myrtales; Lythraceae
Source: RefSeq, a predicted model, not a curated record